AUCCGGUUCAAAAGUUCACGACCUGCGAACUUCCUGCGGUUGCUAUGGAAACGAAUGUUUGAAAGUGCUUGUGUCAGACGGAGUUGAGCUUUUGAAUGUUCUCAAGGUUUCUGUCCGCGUUUUUUGAGCUACGUAAACGAUGCCACCCAAAAGGAAAGGUACUAGCAAAAAGUCAGCAAAAGCAAAUGUGCAAACCUUGAUUAAUGGACGCACCAAGGAAGAAACCACCAAGGAGCAGAUAGAGGAGUACAUUGCUCACCUUCAGGAACAGCUGGACAGAGAGAUGGAUGAGAGAAACUACUUUCAGCUGGAGAGGGAUCAAGUUCACACGCUUGGGCAGAUCACUGCCAAAAAACUGGAAGAGGUGUUGGCUGAAGAGAAAAACCUGGAGAAGGGAUUGGAGGAGGAUGAGGAGCACCACCAAGUAGAGAUCAAAGUGUACAAACAGAAGAUGAAGCAUCUCCUGUGUGAACAUCAAAGCACGAUCUCGGAGUUGAAGGAGGAGGCUUUGGUCUCCAAAGAGAAGCUCCAGAAAGAGUUGGAUCAGUUGGAGUUAGAGUUUCAUAAGAAAAUCAAGGCUGGCAUGGUGGAAAUCCAGGAGCUCAACAACGACCUCUUUGAAAGAAAACGACUACUGUUACAGGAUGAGAUCACUACAACCAGGAAUAACUGGGAGCAGCAAGUGACAAAAACUGCUGCAAAAUAUGAAGAACAUCUCAAGCUGUUCCAAGAAGAGAUGGAGAACACUGAAGCAAGUUUGGUCAUGAACUAUGAACUGGAACGGGACACCCACAUGGUAGCUUUCCAGGAGGAAAUGAGUGAAGUCUUCAACAGCACUCAGGAAGUUACCAUGUUAAGGGAGCAGAAUAGAGACAUCAUAAGUGAAAUCCAGAACAAAAUUUCCCAGGAGAAAGAAAUUCAAGUUCAAUAUUUACCUAACGCCCAGAAGACCAACGUUAAGAGGAAAGCAGAGUCCAGCUUGAAAUAUAAGCAAUCCAUCAAAACUCCUGAAACAAAGACUGUGGAUGACCUGAAAUUAGAAAAUGAAACACUAGAACAAAAAUUAAAAAAGCUUCAACUGGAAAAGGAACAACUGUACAAUUCAGUGAUGCCAACUAUUGAGGGAACUCGCGAAAAAGUGGGACUGAGGAGCACAUUGCUCAGGAGGAAGCUGCAGGACCUGACGGACAGUCUGGAGAAGUCACAGGCUCAGCUCUUCACUGUCCUCUCAGUUCCAAACAUGGAUCACACCGUUCUCAGUGAAAUUGCAAACAAAAGCGAGGAAGAUUUAGACAGAAGAAAAUCUGCCAUCAGGAACAUUGCAUACAAAAAGAAUGAGAUCUGGAAGGCCCGAAGUCAUUUGCUGCUGACCAGUGAAGAAAAGCAGAUGUUUAAUUCUCAUGGAUGAGAUGUUUCUGUGAGAUUUCUUGCUUGGAAAGCAGAAACAACAAACCUCAAGUCUGAAUUAAAGGAAAAUUGAAGUGUC
Oryzias melastigma (Indian medaka) is the source of this 1486-nucleotide messenger RNA. RefSeq names its product growth arrest-specific 8 (gene drc4). Lineage: Eukaryota; Metazoa; Chordata; Actinopteri; Beloniformes; Adrianichthyidae. Bases 140 to 1408 code for a protein of 422 amino acids. Gene Ontology annotation, cellular component: motile cilium; Golgi apparatus; microtubule. Gene Ontology annotation, biological process: flagellated sperm motility. The record is from RefSeq and is a predicted model, not a curated record. Gene Ontology annotation, molecular function: microtubule binding; small GTPase binding. The transcript has 11 exons.